AGGACUACACCAGAGAUAACUAUAUUAGGAACAACUUCACCACAAACAACCACACCAGGGGAAACUACAUCACGAGCAACUAUACUAGAGGCAACUAUACCACAAGCAACUACACCAUGGGCAAUUACACCAUCAAUAAUGGGAUA
Diversispora eburnea is the source of this 146-nucleotide messenger RNA. The record is from the annotation of a GenBank genome assembly. Lineage: Eukaryota; Fungi; Glomeromycota; Glomeromycetes; Diversisporales; Diversisporaceae.